Messenger RNA from Lotus japonicus, 865 nucleotides. RefSeq lists its product as uncharacterized. The record is from RefSeq and is a predicted model, not a curated record. The coding region runs from base 30 to 422 and encodes 130 amino acids. The transcript has a single exon. Lineage: Eukaryota; Viridiplantae; Streptophyta; Magnoliopsida; Fabales; Fabaceae.
UCAGUUUUUGUCCACAUUCUCUGCAUGCCAUGUCUCUGAUCCAGAACCAGAAUCAUGGUUGGAAUCACGAAUCGGUUCAUGUUACAGAUCGGUUUAACCCUUCAUUCAGAAGGAAUGAGUCUUUUGGGUAUCACCCUCUUGAGCAGCACCACUACAACUACACCGUGAUGAUGGAGAGGAGGCAACGCUUCCUCAGAAGCUAUCAAUUCAGUCGGAAGAAGAGCCUCACUGAGAAAAUCAAAGGGUCUUUGAUUCGUGUAAAGAAAGUUCUGUGGGGAAGGCUGAGAUCUGCUAGGAGAGUCAAGAGAUUGGUGUUUUCCAUGUUCAGGAUCAAAUGCGGCUUCUAUCGCCGGAGAAGAUGGUUCUCGCGGCUUCUCAACGUUCACAAGUACCGCACCAGAACCGAUUUGGGUUGCUGUUAGUGGUAGCUAGAUAGGGUAGGAAUUAGGAAUAGGUGAAUGCUCAAUUUCAUCGUGGCAUUGGAUAAGUAGAUAAAGGAAAUACUCGCGCAAAUAUGACUGUCAAAUAUCGGUCAAGUUAGUUAUCGUUGACAUAUAUUUGACACGAUUGAAAAUCACGAGAGUAUUUUAAAAUUAACUUGCCCGACUCUUAUACUUUCGCGGGUAAUUUUGCAUUCGCUUCUAUAGGAAAUCACUGACAUACAUACACUAGUCAUCAGAAAAAUAAACCCUAUGAUAUUUGUCACAUUAAUUUUUAUUACAACUAUUAAGACAAAUUGGAAUACUAGUUAUAUACAGAUAUUAAUUAAUUGUUAGUGUUAUUCAUUUUUUAUUACUCUCAGCAGGGUACCUCUGUUCUGUCUAGCUUUGUAUUUUAACUGUGUUUGGAUUUAUGUGAAACUCAA